Molecule: messenger RNA, 3124 nt
Organism: Salvelinus fontinalis (brook trout)
Lineage: Eukaryota; Metazoa; Chordata; Actinopteri; Salmoniformes; Salmonidae
Product: ephrin-B1-like
Exons: 5
Coding region: 1008-2033 (341 amino acids)
Biological process (GO): ephrin receptor signaling pathway; axon guidance
Cellular component (GO): plasma membrane
Molecular function (GO): ephrin receptor binding
Source: RefSeq, a predicted model, not a curated record
CCGGGCGUCAGGUUACCGUACAACUGUUAAGCUCGAGGAGAGACUCAAACCCGAGGACGUCGGGCUCCACGCAGUGAACGAGAGAGACAGAGGAAGAGAGCAAUCCUGACCCUUGGUAGACUAGACCUCUUCUAACUGUGCGUCCUUCGUCUACUAGCCCACUGCACAAUAAAUAACUCUAGACUCAAGGACAAAGAGCACAUAGCUACUGACCGGUCUACUGCUGCAUGGAGGCAUCCGGGCAGUGCGUGCAGGAAUACAGCUCCAGCUCAAUCGGACCUCUCAAAUGUUCUAGGACGAAUAGAGAAGAGGAGAGGGGGAGCGCAGCGGAUGAAAGGAGAGGAAAUAUUUACUACAUUAACUCACCGCAGUUUCUCCGCUCUAGGGAAGAGAGGAGAAUGGAGGAAUGAGGAGAAGAGACGGUUAAAGUGUGUUAUGUCGGGGGUGUUGCUGAUGGAGUUCUAAAUUAUGAUACGUGUUGUCAUCUAUUCUAUGAAAUACAGCGACGGGUAGAGAGAGAGAGAGAGAGCUUUGCUGGGUGAUAACAUUCAUCUGACAAAGACAUCUGCCGUUAGGCUACCCUUCUGACCACAAUAAUAGCCCAGGCUGCAAAGAGACCUCGACAUAGGCUACCUGAUCUAACGAGGAACCGAGUCGGUUUGACAUUGGGGACAAAGACGAGAAGAAGGAACUUCCCCGGUUUCUCAGCUACAGGUCAACAACGGAUCACAUCGGCUUUCAUCCCUCCCUGAACCUCUCAAAACCGGAAUUAAGAACCAACGGCUGUUGACACGCGCGCUUUGCGGACGGUUCAACCAAAGACAGGUCUAAACGAGGAUCUGAAGACAUACCGGACAGACGGACAUGUAUCUAACAUCGACCUCACACGCACCCGACUAACAAACACACGAGCCACAGAAGAAAGCGAUAGAUAGCGGCUGUUCCCCUGCCACGCGCACGACCGGUCGGACUCUCUCCUCGGCUCGCUCCAUCUCCCGGUUGUGAGAAUGACAGGGCUCGCGUGCUUGAAGUGUUACCUCUGGAUCUUUAUCUUCGUAUUUAGGUCGACGUUACCUUCUGACGCCAAAUUACUGGAAACUAUCAUGUGGAGCACUCAGAAUGCCAAGUUCCUGUCAGGUAGAGGGGUGGUCAUCUACCCAGACAUCGGGGACAAGCUGGACAUUAUCUGCCCCAAGGCUGAGCCAGGACGAGACUAUGAGUUCUAUAAGCUGUACCUGGUCAGGAGGGAGCAGGCGGAGGGGUGCAGCACGGUCAUGGACCCCAACGUACUGGUCAACUGUAACAAGCCAGAGAAGGACAUCAAGUUCACCAUCAAGUUCCAGGAGUUUAGUCCCAACUAUAUGGGCCUGGAGUUUAAGAAGAAUAUGAAUUACUACAUCACAUCCACGUCCAAUGGUUCAGUCGAAGGCCUGGAGAACAGAGAGGGAGGAGUCUGUAAGACCAGGGCCAUGAAAGUUAUCAUGAAGGUCGGACAAGACCCCAACACUGUUCUACCAGACCCUGUAUUACCGGAGGAACCAGAGAGAGAGAAGGACAACAGAGGAGACUUCAGUCCUAGUCCCGAGGACAACCAGCUGCCUGGAGCAGGAGAGCCAGGCAACACGGACUCUAUAAACCAGGACAACAGGUCAGGAGGCUCCAGCAGCAGUGACGGCAUCCUGGGGUCAAAGGUCGCUGUGUUCUCAGCCAUCGGAGCCGGCUGCAUCAUCUUCCUCCUCCUCAUCCUCUUCCUCGUCAUCCUGCUCAUCAAGAUGAGGAAGAGAUCCCGGAAGCACUCUCACGCUCAGACCCACCCUUCUGCCCUGUCACUCAGCACGCUGUCCAAUCAGAACAAGCUGCCUGGCAGCGGGGGCACAGCCGGGACGGAACCCAGUGACAUCAUCAUCCCGCUGCGGACAGAGAAUAACUACUGCCCUCACUACGAGAAAGUGAGCGGUGACUACGGACACCCUGUUUAUAUCGUACAGGAGAUGCCUCCGCAGAGCCCAGCAAACAUUUAUUACAAAGUCUGAGAGAGGAGGAGAGGAGAGAACAUGUAUUAUAAAGUCUGAGAGAGGAGGAGAGGAGAGAAUUUAUUAUAACGUCUGAGAGAGGAGGAGAGGAGAGAACAUGUAUUAUAAAGUCUGAGAGAGGAGGAGAGGAGAGAACAUGUAUUAUAAAGUCUGAGAGAGGAGGAGAGGAGAGAAUUUAUUAUAACGUCUGAGAGAGGAGAAGAGGAGAGAACAUGUAUUAUAACGUCUGAGAGAGGAGGAGAGGAGAGAAUUUAUUAUAACGUCUGAGAGAGGAGGAGAGGAGAGAAUUUAUUAUAACGUCUGAGAGAGGAGAAGAGGAGAGAACAUGUAUUAUAACGUCUGAGAGAGGAGGAGAGGAGAGAAUUUAUUAUAACGUCUGAGAGAGGAGGAGAGGAGAGAACAUGUAUUAUAAAGUCUGAGAGAGGAGGAGAGGAGAGAACAUGUAUUAUAACGUCUGAGAGAGGAGGAGAGGAGAGAAUUUAUUAUAACGUCUGAGAGAGGAGGAGAGGAGAGAACAUGUAUUAUAAAGUCUGAGAGAGGAGGAGAGGAGAGAACAUGUAUUAUAACGUCUGAGAGAGGAGGAGAGGAGAGAAUUUAUUAUAACGUCUGAGAGAGGAGGAGAGGAGAGAACAUGUAUUAUAAAGUCUGAGAGAGGAGGAGAGGAGAGAACAUGUAUUAUAACGUCUGAGAGAGGAGGAGAGGAGAGAAUUUAUUAUAACGUCUGAGAGAGGAGGCACCUAAAUGUUCUCUAAUGGAGAAAAGCAUAUGAACAUCUACAGUGUGAGUUGAAGAGAGAAGGACAGGAGCGAUUGAUUACUCUACCAGUGGACUAACAUUUUAUUUUAACCUGGGGACUUGGCAUUUAACAAGCCCAUGUUUUUCUACCACCUACUGGCCUAAGGAGAAGACGCCUGACAGUGGACCGUGGACUGAUCCAGAAAAACUGGACUGACAGAAACUGUCCAAUACAUCUCGUCUUGUUGUUUGGCUCUGUAGUGUGAUGUUUUACCCUCUAACCUCCUGUCCUCUCCUCCUGUCCUCUAUCCUCCUGUCCUCUAUCCUCCUGUCCUCUAUCCCCCUGUCCUCUCCUC